UCGGCUAAUCGGCGCGGCAGAGCCAUUCGAAGUUAUUUCACAGCAUGUUUGCGACAUACAAGAGAAUCAUUUGCAAGACGGAAAAGGGAAUGAAAGGACGGAAACGGGCGCUGUGAUACUGCUGAUAGGCAAGCUCGUAUUCAGGAUGAAGCUGUCGCUAUCUGUCGAAGAGACUAACCGCUUGAGGACAAAAGUAGGGUUGAAACUGAUUCCGGUAGAUGAAAAGCCACAGUCUCAAGAAAAUAAUGAUGCUGAAAUUGUGCGAAUAAGCGUCGAAGAAACAAAUAGAUUGAGAAAUCAACUGGGAUUAAGGCCAAUACCAACAGGUAAAACCGAGGAUGUAGAAGUGGAGAAUUUUGCUAAACUUGAACGACAACGGCGAAAAGCGCAAGAAGUUGAUAAGGUCAGAGCGGAUCUGACUGAAAGGAAAAACGAAUUGAUGGUGAGGCAAAGGAUGCAGAAGGGAGGCAUUCUAAAUCGAAUAGACAAGGUAACACCGGCUGGGAAGUCCGCGGUUCUUGAUUUUGAUUCUUGGCUCGAGGAAGUCGGGAAAGAGAUCAAAAAUGAGAAAGUAAAGAAGUUGAGCUUCAAAAAGAAAGAAAAGCCUGUAAAGAAGAACCUUGACAAAGAUGAGAAGGAGGGAAUCGUCAUUUCUCAUGACAAGACCACAUUUACAGAAAAAGCUGGAAGCGAGAACGGAGUAGUCUUGACGCUGAAGGAUAUCAAUGUAUUAGAUGAUCAAGAGGACUACGAAAGUUUUGAGAACGUGCAGCUGAAACGAGAAGAAAUCUUGAAAAGGGCAUUUAGUGAAAAGAAAGGAGCCGGAAAGCUAGUGUCGCUUGACGGCGACACUGAUGGCAGUUCCAGUAGCUUUUCAUUGGCAGACCUUGAGUCCGGGAAGGCAGAGGAGCCUGAUUCGAAGAAGAGGAAGCUGGUAUCGUUGACAAUAGAGAGUAGUGAUGAUGAAAACAAGGAGCAUCAUUCAGGAAUUUCAUACGACGAAGAUGGGGUUGAAGCGAAGAAGAUCUCUAAAUUCAUGAAAAGAGAUGUUUCUAAGUUCAAAAGGCCGAAGAAAAAGGCUGCCGUGGGCCAAGAGAGAACCCGAGUUUUCGAGACAGAACUUGUUGAAAAGAGCUUUGACCCUGUUCGCUUGGACAAUGAUGACGAGGACGAGGCGGAAAAUGAGUUAGAGCAAGCUCUCAGUGCAACAAGGCGUAACAUGCUGAAGAACAAAAGACUCUACACCGCGCCAGUAGAAGAUGUCAAACAAGAGGAGAACAGGGAAGUGAUUGAUGAGGGCAUCGAGUUUAUAGACAACUUCAGGGCCCAAGAACCGCUAGAAAAAGAGGACGUGCCUAACUCGUACCAGAGGCUAGACGAUUUCACGAAGGAGGAUUCGCCGGUGGAAAACGCCGCCGGCUCAAGAUACAAGGCAAUUUUAGAGGCUGAGGCGGAAAAGAACUACCACACCUAUGGCGUGUCAAAUGUCUUGAACGCUUUGAAAAGCGGCAAUAGAAGCUCACAGAGCAAGGAGAAAACAGGAGCUGUCGAGAUAGUUUAUACGGAUGACAGCGGGAAGGUUUUGAACACAAAGGAAGCGUUCAAAUACCUUUCGCACAAGUUCCAUGGGUCUCAGAAGAGGUAGCAUCAAAAAUUCCAAGUGCCAAGCACUCAGCCGAUGCAGUAAUUUGUGUUUGUGCACACGGAUAAAUGGUGAAGACUUAGCACCUGGCGACGCAGGAGCAGAAAUGUGGUUUGCGGUUCACUAAGACUGGUUCUUUUUAUCUUUACACACAGUAUUGUGACAAUACAAAAUGACAAUAGUCUAUCUAUGACGGAAUUAUAAAUCUGUACGUAUUCC
This is a messenger RNA of Pichia membranifaciens NRRL Y-2026, 1861 nucleotides long. RefSeq lists its product as hypothetical. Bases 146 to 1645 code for a protein of 499 amino acids. The transcript has a single exon. Gene Ontology annotation, cellular component: U4/U6 x U5 tri-snRNP complex. Gene Ontology annotation, biological process: mRNA cis splicing, via spliceosome; maturation of 5S rRNA. The record is from RefSeq and is a predicted model, not a curated record. NCBI's taxonomy places the organism in Eukaryota, Fungi, Ascomycota, Pichiomycetes, Pichiales, Pichiaceae.